AGUCCGCUUCCUCUCCUUGGCGAAACCACCUGUUGGCUCCUGAGGAUUCAUCCGUCGAGAGAGCAGUGGGAAGACAGUGUGUGAUAACAAACGAUCCGGAUUAAUAGUGCUUCCUGUAAACGAACUUUCUCCGCCGGCGAAAACGGUCGAGGAGCGCGUGGCUGGAGAACCCUACCUGUUGCUCUUUGCCUUCAGUCCUAGUUUUUGAGAAGAGCUAAGAGCGAAAGAGAGAAAAGAAAACCUUCUCAACCGGCUUACGCUGUUCGACGGUCCAGCUGAUUCCUGGGGAAAUAGGUUACGCGCGUCAACGGCUGGUUGCCUUGCUGGCUGCUCCUUGCUCUCUCCGACCAGUGGUUGCUUGGAUUCACUUUUCUUAACACACUGAAACUUGCCGUGUCCUGCUUCUCUCCUUUGCUUCAACCCUUUCGUUUCUUCUGCACCAAGUUCUCCAAACAGAAACUCCAAACUGGACUAAAUCCUGUUAAACCAUCUUUCUCCAAGGAACUAUUUCACCAAAAUUUGUGAUGCAUAAUCAGUCCUCAGGAAAGUCAAUAGUGAUGAUACCGCUGUUUUUCUUGACUCUAUGGGCUAUCGUACAAGCCCAAGAUAGUCCUGCCUAUCCAGAUGGCUCUAUCAGACUGGUUGGGGGUAGGGAUCCUACCCAAGGCAACGUAGAAGUGUACUAUAGAGGACGAUGGGGGUCUAUCUGUGACGACGAAUGGGACAUUCGAGAAGCUUACAUCGUCUGCAAAAUGCUCGGAUAUAACAGAGCCGUAAGGGCAACUUUCAACUCUCAAUUUGGGCGAGGAAGGGAUCUCAUUUGGAUGGACAACAUGUUCUGCACGGGUCGAGAGUUCAGGUUGGACCGAUGUCGAUUCGACGGCUGGGGUGUUCAUGACUGCAACCAUGCGGAAGCGGCCGGAGUCAUCUGCGACGGACAGCGGGCCAGGGCGAUUAAUCAGUCACCGGCACCCCAAAACACUCCCAACUCUAUACCUCCUUACCCAGUGGAAAAAACUGCAAUAAGGCUUGUGACGGAAAAAGAUCUGUCCAUCAGGCUGGCAGGAGGCAGAACAACAACAGAAGGAAGGGUUGAAGUUCGUAUGCCUCAAGGAUGGGGCCUGCUUUGCGGUGAUGGAUGGGGCAUGUUGGAAGCCAAUGUAGUCUGCAACCAAUUGGGGCUGGGACAUGCUAAAUCUUCAGUACAGAGUGGAACUUACGGAGGCCAGCAUAGCAAUAUGGUGCUAAGUGGCGUCAAGUGCAAGGGUAGUGAACACAACAUAGCUGAUUGCGUACACGAUAGAGUUGGUCGAGUUUUCUGUCCUGGCGAAGACAACAUUGCUGGAGUUGUCUGUUCUGCAACUUUGCCUGACUUAGUCGUUGACGAAAAAGAAAUUGAAAGAACCUCCUACAUCGAUAACAUUGCGAUGUCUAGUUUACAAUGUGCAUUGGAAGAAAAUUGUUUAUCUUCAACUGCAUAUGACAGAUCCAGACCAGGCUGGCAAUUUCUUCAACGCCGAGUACUUCGUUUCACAGCAAGAAUCGGAAACUUUGGGACAACAGACUUCAGACCGUUCUUGCCAAAAACGUCAUGGCAAUGGCAUGCUUGUCAUUUGCAUUACCACAGCAUGGAGGUGUUUGCACACUUUGAUCUCAUUGAUUCACGGGGAAACAAAGUUGCCGAGGGCCAUAAGGCCAGUUUCUGCUUAGAGGACAAUGAAUGUCACACCAACAUUCCCAAAAAGUACGCCUGUGCCAACUACGGAGAUCAAGGCAUAUCCGUAGGAUGCGUCGACACUUACCACCACAACAUCGAUUGCCAGUGGGUGGACAUCACUGACAUUCGUCCAGGAACAUAUUAUUUCAAGGUUUCAGUCAACCCAGAGCUGAAAGUAGCUGAACUCUCCUACGACAACAAUGCUGCAACUUGCAUCGUCCAUUUUGACUACGUCUCUGCUCAAGUAUACAAUUGCACGCUUGGAAGACCUUGAAACUACAUUUUUUCUGGAUAUUGAACGAGCCCUGAUCGAAAGCGGAUAUCAGUGUUAUUGAACAAGGCUGCUUUUCAACAGCUGUGACGUGAACCGGGGCACAAAAUGGACAUCCUACUUGCGACGUGUCGUGUGUGUAUCGCAGUUCUAGAAGAACUGCUUCAGUACAAAGGACAACAAAGCAGUUCUGAACUAACCCUGCUGAUGAACCUUUCAUUUGUGAUCAACAACUUAUGGGUAGCAAUGAACCCUAAAUAAGUGGACAGCAAAGCAGUUCUUAACUUACCCUGCUGAUGAACCCUUCGUGACUCAUUUGUAAUCAGCAGCUUUUGGGUAGCAAUGAACCCUAAAUAAGUGAUAUCUCAUGUGUCAAAAGACGACAGAAGUGUGGAUCGUUUAGUUUUGAACGACACAAAACUCUUCUUGCACGAUUUCCUUAUUUAUGAGCUAGUGGAGUACAUACAGUAUUGAUUGUUUUGAUCAGUACGGUUAUAAUUUAUAAGCAAAAUGUGAUUCAGAUUAUUAUGUCUAGAAUCAAGUGGAUCGUUUGUACCAAUAUAAAUAGAAAAAAACGAUCCAAAAUGGUGUGAUAUUGCGUCCAUAUGUGUGAUCUUUCUUCCUUCUCGUUUUUUAAGUCUUAAAAUAAAGUUGUAGCUCAGAAUCAAACACUUUAACAUCAAAACAUAAAAAAUUGCAGAAUCCUGAGGGUAUUUUUUAUAAAGUGUAAACGUUGCAAUUUUUUAUGUUAGGGAUAUAGUUUAUUGUAAUGGUAUGUCAACGAUAGGGCUCUAUGAUACAAAAAUUUUCAGCAAAUAUUAGUUUUGUCUUGAGUAAUUUAGACCUCAAAGCACUACUCUAGCUAUAUUUGAUCCCGCUCAUAAGAAAAGAAACAGAUUUGUUUUACAUAAUUGCAUUCUUAAAUAGCAAGAACGUUUCUACUAAGUAGAAACGUUACCAAGCAUUACGUUUCUACUAAGUAGAAUUGAAGGCUCAAAAGAAGUUAUAUGGAUGAAGAGAUUUCACGUAAAAUUUCUUUUAAUUUUUCGUGAAGGAUAUGAAAUUCGUCAAUAAAUCAAAAAAAUAGGAAAUUUAAUGUGCAGAAAAAGAGCCUAGAAUUUGUUUCUUAAUUAAUUAAAAGCAGUGCAUUGAAGUUUUAAGUAGUUAAUUAGACAAAGCCCAAUAUUUCUUAUUAUGCAGCUGGGGUAUAAAAUGGAUCGUUUUGAAGUUUGCGUAGUAAAAGCUUAAAAGUGCUAAACGACGUAAAGUUCUUUCAUGUGAUUUUUGUAUUUAUGAGCUUUACAGCUGUCUAACACCGUUUACUUUGGUCAAUAAUGUUGCCUAAACUUUUUAGUGUCUAAAAUUUGAAUAAAAUAUUUUAUUAGAAUAUUUGAACAAAAAAUCUCUUACAUUAAUUUCUUAAAAAAUCAUUUUUAAUUUCACUCACAUUUAAGUAAAAAUGCCAAAAACAAUGAUUAAUGUAAUAUUGCCUGAAUUAACAGCAUGAAAUGCAUAUGAAGGGUACAGGGGGAAAUCCUGAUCCAGACAAAAAAAAGUUAAUUUUAAGAAAUACGUAUCUGAAUUUUGACUGACGUGAAAAUCCCCUAGUACCGCCUAUUUUCAAGCAAAUAUUAAGCUGGCUUGCGGGGUUUCGUACAACCGAUGAUAAACAAUUCGAAAAGUAUACUUCUUUAACCACUAGAAAACAUCAUUAUUCUGUUUUUUUUUUUUUUUUUUUUUUUUUUUUUUUUUUUUUUUUUUUUUUUUUUUUUUUUUUUUUUUUUUUUUUUUAGCAAUCACGCUUGCUUAUUGCUUUCAUUUCACCGUUUUUGGCGUUUGGUUCCUUUUUCAGCUUGGACCAGGGACACCAGCACCAGCGCCCACCGGCCUCUGCAGUCGCGGCUCCGAGCACUGCCUCCUGGAAUUCAUUUCUCCUGGUCGAUGGCGUCCAUGUCCUACACACACGCGCGCUCAGACACACACACACAUACACACACGCCUACGUGCAUACACACAGGUCUACGCACACACACAAGCCUACACAUGCACGCACGCGUGCCUACACAUACACACUCGCCUGCACACACACACAACUAUACACACGUAACCGCCCAGUAGGAGGGGUAGACUUCGGGGUACAGGAGCUGUUUCUAGAAACAUUAGCCCCCAAUGAGUAUGGGCCCUGUCGCAAUUCGUGAUUGCGAAAAACAUAAUUUAAAUUCAAAAUUUCAGAAUUCAAAUUAAUUUUGAAAAUUCAAAAGUUUUUUUUUUUUUUUUUUUUUGAAAAACUGACGGGCGGGCGUUUUCUCCUGUACCCUUCAUAUGUUUCCGAAGCAUAUUAAUGCUGCACGGUGUCUUUCUAGUUAUUAAAAUACAUUUGUUAGUUAUGAAAUGAUAUAGCUAACUAAAUUAUGGAAAUGUAAAGAACAAUACUAUAAGGUGUUUCAAACGAAAUUCUUCUUUAGCACUUAAUGCUAAGGUUGAUCUCACACGACUAGCAAUUGUAUUGAACUUUCAAAGUCUGCAACUAGACAAAAGAAAAGACAGAAGAGAAGAACUAUUGCAGAAUUGACAUAACUCAAGUGUAGUUUUGCUGCCAUUUUUGCCAAAGACAUCGAAUUCUGUGUUCCGUGUGAAUACCACGCUAAAGCUGCUAUUAACCAGAUUCAGUUCAAUAAAGCACAAUGGAAGAUCAUUCUUUUUCCGAAAGAAUAAAAGCUUAAAUUCAAAUUGGCAAAAUAAAAAUGGCGAAGAAUAUUUUGUUUAUUUGCUACUCAGUUGGUAAUCAGCCGACAUAAAGUUUUACUUUAGAUAUGUAUAAUUUGUCUCCAAAUGUUUCAAAACCUGCUGUGCUAUUUUUAAUUUUUACGAAGUUGUUUCUCCUUCAAUAAAAACUUGUUUAGUGCUUCUAACAACUGCUGAAAUUAAAGACAUUUUGAUUUA
Molecule: messenger RNA, 4931 nt
Organism: Uloborus diversus
Lineage: Eukaryota; Metazoa; Arthropoda; Arachnida; Araneae; Uloboridae
Product: lysyl oxidase homolog 3A-like
Exons: 8
Coding region: 525-1991 (488 amino acids)
Biological process (GO): peptidyl-lysine oxidation
Cellular component (GO): membrane
Molecular function (GO): protein-lysine 6-oxidase activity; copper ion binding
Source: RefSeq, a predicted model, not a curated record